This is a messenger RNA of Symbiodinium sp. CCMP2592, 285 nucleotides long. Lineage: Eukaryota; Dinophyceae; Suessiales; Symbiodiniaceae. The record is from the annotation of a GenBank genome assembly.
GAUGAGAGUGAAAGCAGUGGUGGGGCGAUUUCGAUGAACUCGGAAUCUGCAUACAACUCAGACGGGGAACCUGCGGCUGUUUCUCCUCAACGAAAUCACCACCACGACUACCUCGAUUACGACUGCCUUGACGUGCUUGGGGAGUUCUACUACGUGGUGCUCUACAUGCUCGCCGACGUGGACCUCUACCUGGCCCUCAACGUGGACGUGGACUUCUACUUUGCCCUCGACGUGGUCUUCCUCCUGCACAUCGACGUAGACCUCUACUUGGAAUGCUACCACCUG